UUUUUCUUGGGGAGUUCUUUCCCGACACUCUCGCUAACACAGAUGAAAUUUCCCUCCGGGCUUCUUCCUUCGGUUGAUGUUGCAUACAUUGAAGACGCGAGUCCGGAUCCAUCGAGUGAAAACCCGCAUUCGAAGACCUGGGUUCCGUCGAAUCCCCGAGGUGCGGAGAUGCUUCCUCCCGAUAUAGUUGCUGCUGAAUCCGAUUUCAACUUACGCAGGCUGUGGGGAUUGCCUGAGGAGGAUUUCACAGACAAGCCGAAGUAUCUAGUUGCAUUUACAGUUGGUUAUGACCAGAGACACAACGUCGAUGCAUGUGUCAAGAAGUUUUCAGACAACUUCACCGUUGUUCUGUUCCAUUACGACGGACGACUCUCUGAAUGGGAAGAAUUCGAGUGGUCUAAACAAGCAAUACACGUCAGUGUACGAAAGCAGACCAAAUGGUGGUACGCUAAAAGAUUUCUGCAUCCUGACAUUGUCGGGUCGUAUGAUUACAUAUUCUUGUGGGACGAAGACCUCGGGGUUGAACACUUCGACCCAGAAAAGUACAUCGAGCUCAUCAAAAAGCACGGUCUUGAGAUAUCGCAGCCGGCUGUCGAAUCCAAGCAAAAGAUAACGUGGGAGAUAACAAAGAGAAAACCCGAGAGCGAAGUACACAAAGAUUCCAAGGAGAAACCUGGUCAUUGCAGCAGUCCCGUUCUUCCUCCCUGUGCCGGGUUUGUAGAGAUCAUGGCUCCGGUAUUUUCAAGAUCAGCAUGGCAAUGUGUAUGGCACAUGAUUCAGAACGACUUGGUACAUGGUUGGGGUCUCGAUUUCGCUUUCGGGGCAUGUGUUGAGCCUGCGCAUGAGAAGAUAGGAGUUGUGGAUUCUCAAUGGAUCAUGCAUCAGAAUCUUCCUUCCUUAGGCAACCAGGGAGAAGCACAAGAUGGGAAAUCCGGGUGGCGACGGGUGAGGGACAGAUGCCAACGGGAAUGGACGAUGUUCCAGAACCGGAUGGCUGCAGCCAAAAGGCGGUAUCUUAAAUCAAUGGCGACGGCUUCUUCUUCUUCUUCUCCGAACUCUACCAUUCAUUAGGACAAGAAAAAGGUCGAGAUUAUCAUCCAAGAAAAGCUAU
This is a messenger RNA of Tarenaya hassleriana, 1111 nucleotides long. RefSeq lists its product as uncharacterized. The transcript has 13 exons. Bases 43 to 1071 code for a protein of 342 amino acids. The record is from RefSeq and is a predicted model, not a curated record. Lineage: Eukaryota; Viridiplantae; Streptophyta; Magnoliopsida; Brassicales; Cleomaceae.